This is a messenger RNA of Macrobrachium nipponense, 1234 nucleotides long. RefSeq names its product carnitine O-acetyltransferase-like. Gene Ontology annotation, molecular function: carnitine O-acetyltransferase activity. Gene Ontology annotation, biological process: carnitine metabolic process, CoA-linked. Lineage: Eukaryota; Metazoa; Arthropoda; Malacostraca; Decapoda; Palaemonidae. Gene Ontology annotation, cellular component: peroxisome. The record is from RefSeq and is a predicted model, not a curated record.
AAUUCACAAAGAACCUGGAGCCCAUUAUGAAUCUGCAUCAACAAGAAAAUUCAUUUAUGGUCGGACAGAAACAAUAAGAUCAUGUUCUAUUGAGUCUGUUACAUUUGCUCAGACAAUGCUUGAUCCUGAAGCUUCAGUCAGUCAGAAAUGUGCAGCUCUUCGCAAGGCUGUCGAAGGCCAUAAGAAUUAUGUUAAAGAAGCUGUGAAUGGUCGUGGCGUUGAUCGUCAUCUCCUUGGGCUGAAACUUACCGCAAUUGAAUCUGGUUUCGAUGUUCCAACUCUUUUCAUGGAUGUUGGGUAUAUUCGAAGUUCACACAUGCGAUUAUCAACAAGCCAGGUUCCUGCUCGCUGUGAAGCUUUCAUGUGCUUUGGACCCUUAGUUCCUGAUGGGUAUGGCUGUUGUUACAAUCCUCGCCAAAAUAAUAUUAUGUUUGGUACAUCAGCCUUCAACUCAUCACCAGAAACAGACUCUGCAACUUUCCGAGCUGCCUUGGAAACAAGCUUAAUGGACAUGCAUGAUGUGCUCCUUCAAGAAGGGCUGAAAUCUAAACUUUAAGUGUUGUUGUUCUUAAGGCUCCUGUCAAUCAAGUUUCCAGUCCAUAUGUGUACAUAAAACUUGAUGCAGAAUGAAUUUGUUAUAUCAUGUUCAUUAUCAGCAGAAUAGUUCAGUUUAAAUAUUCUUUGUUUUCUCUUAUGCUUAUAUUUUUUUUUAUUAAGUUUAACUAACUUGGGAACCAUCAUGGCACAAUCCUGUAAUUUUAUAUUUGGGAAUAUUUGAAAUUGUUGAAUGUAACUUAUGCAAUAUUUAUGUACUGAAUUUGGAAAUCAGCAAUUUUGGAAAAAAUUUGUAAUUAUAGUUAAAGCUGUUUAAAAUUAUAAUAGUACAUAUGCUUUACAAACGACUUGGGACGUAACUUUUUCAAUAGAGUAGAGUUUGUAAACCAUUUUUUAAUAUUAAGAUGAGGAUGAGCACAAUAUGCCCAAGUAAUGUAUGCAUGUUUUAUAAAUAAAUCUUCUGUGUUGGACCUAAAGUCAAUGGACACAAUUCCUCAUAGCAUUUGUAAAAGGUUUAUUUGUGUAUUUGAGGUGAAGGUGUCCAUAAAAUGCUCCUGCAGAGAUGUAUAAAAAAUUUGUAUGGGAAUUCUUAGAGAAAUGUUGAAUUUAGCAGCAUAGUUUUUAUAGUUUAUAAUUUUUGUCCACUGUUGUUGACCGUCUAAUACAGUAAUUUUGAAAA